This is a messenger RNA of Salmo salar (Atlantic salmon), 1801 nucleotides long. RefSeq names its product protein eva-1 homolog C. Gene Ontology annotation, molecular function: carbohydrate binding. The record is from RefSeq and is a predicted model, not a curated record. Lineage: Eukaryota; Metazoa; Chordata; Actinopteri; Salmoniformes; Salmonidae.
ACGGUCAAGACAAUGGGUAACAUUGACCACUCGAUCACGGUCAAGAAAACAGCCAAGCAGCAUCGCAUAGUGAUAAACCCCACUGGUGGUGUGUAAUAUAGAGGAUGGGCACCAUGACAGUUCCAUGGAGCUUCUGGAGGUCCUGCUGGUCUCUGUCCCUCUUCCUUAUCCUGGCUCUGAACACACACAGCGCAUGGUCCUCUCCAGAUUUCUCCGUGUACCUCCACACAAUACUUAGAAACCACACUGCUCAUGCCUGUGAUGGAGACACCCUUUCUAUCAAGUGUCCCUCCAGAACCUCUGUGUCCGUCCUGUCAGCAUUCUACGGACGCCGUGUCCCCAGCAAGAACUUAUGUCCCCCUGAAAACACAAACAUGACUGAGGACAACACUGGAUGCACUUCCUCUGUCGCUAUCCAGAAAGUGGUGUCGGAGUGUCAGGACCGGCGUUCCUGUCAUAUACCUGUCAUUAGCCCAGUGUUUGGUCAGGACCCCUGUCCCCUCACCAGCAAGUACCUCAUAGUGUCCUACAAGUGCCGCCCAGAGCACCACCGUACUAGGUUGGUGUGUGAAAACGAGAGACUGAGGCUCGUGUGUAAGAAUAACACUGUCCUGGCUAUCUACUCGGCUACAUUUGGCCACCUGCUGCACGGGAGUCCCAACUGUCCUCAGGAAACUGCACCACAGCCUGACAUGGAGUGUCUGUCACCAUCUGCCCUGAGGAAGGUGUCACGCAGGUGUCAUGGCCGAGCCAACUGCUCAGUGCUAGCUGACACUCAGAACUUUGGGGACCCAUGUUUUCCUGGCACCAGGAAGCACCUGAGAGUGUCCUUUACAUGUGUUCCUCGAUAUCUCUUGGAGGAUGUGGGACGGAGCGGAUCAACAUCAGACCCUUUCUUGAUCUCAGACUACACACAUGGAGGCUGGUACACUGGCCCCGGCAUCAUCAGGCCUCAAAACGUGCUUUAUACCAACUCUCUGGAAAUUUUUGACAAAAUACUGGGUCUUCCAGAGAGAGUGGCCCUCUACUUUGUCUCAGGGAUCUGCGCGGGUCUAGUCUUCCUGCUCUGUCUGUUCGGCCUGCGCUCCACCGUGGUGAGGGACAUCAAGGACUUGGCAACAGAGCUGGGGGAUGAGCUCAAGGCCAGCCGCAGACCCCGCCGGGAAGUCAUGGAGGACCAGUAUGACGACGACACCUCUGAUGCCUCCUCCUUCCGCCGCCUCACCCAGUCCUACCGUGCGGCGGAUAUCUUCAGUCCAGCGACCAUGACGGUGGAGAUGGUGGAGAGGGAGGGAGAGGAGAAGGAGAUGCCCAAGUUCGGAGACAUCUGGCCCCACAGGGACUCUAGCCCAUACGCCAUCCAUAAGAUAAUAGGGAAUAGAAUAGAAUAUCCAUAAAAUAAAAGCCUGCAGUGCCCAAGAAUCCACAGGAGUAGAGUAGAAUAGAAUCAAAUUGAAUAGAAUAGACAUAAGGUAAAGGCCAGCAGUGUCUGAAUAUCUCUAGGUAUUUUAUUGUAUUCUAUACUAUACAGAAAAUAAAAGGCCUGCAAUGCCUGAGGAUCCACAGGAAAGCUUGUGGGAAUAGACAGCAGCAACACAUUAAUCAUGGACUGAAAAUGAAUAUUUAGUAGACAUUAUUUUAUUGUAAUUUCAUGUUAUCUAUCUUUCCUUAAUGUACGUUUUAUAUGAUUUGGUGGCCUAACCUCAUAUUCAGAUAAUUGGAAGAAGCACACACAUAAUAACAAGUUCAACAUGUUUUUAGUUGGUGGGUUUCAAUAAACGUAAUAACUUUUUGCCUAGAA